Molecule: messenger RNA, 825 nt
Organism: Lodderomyces theae
Lineage: Eukaryota; Fungi; Ascomycota; Pichiomycetes; Serinales; Debaryomycetaceae
Exons: 1
Coding region: 1-825 (274 amino acids)
Molecular function (GO): nucleic acid binding
Source: RefSeq, a predicted model, not a curated record
AUGUCUGUUAUAGCUUCCAACAUUCCUUCCCACGUUGCACCUGCAAAAGUGUCGGAGUUUUUCUCCUUUUGCGGAAAAGUCUCCGACUUGGUGCCGCUUGAGGACAAUGGCAAGACUAAAAAGUACCAAGUUGUGUUUGCUUCACCAAAAGCCGUCUCAACUGCAUUGUUGUUGAAUGACGCUGAAUUGGAAAACUCGUUCAUCAAAGUCGAGGAGGAUUUGGAAAUCACCGAUGGAGCCAAGCCCUUGGCUCCGCAACAAGGGGACAUCAAGGACACAUUGAGCGGUGCUGUAGGUGCUGGUGGAGCUGCCACUGGAGGUGGUGCUGAGAACGACUCAAUCAAGACUGGUGACAAGACAUACGACGACGUUGAGCAAGAGGAGAAACCAAAGUAUGCAAUCUUGGCGCAAUUGUUGGCGGAUGGAUACGUUUUGUCGGAUCCAAUUAUUGAACGUGGAUUAGAGUUUGACAAGAAGAAUGGGGUUUCAGAGAGAUUUCAAUCCUUCAUUACGUCAUUGGAUAAAAAGUACGUGCACUCGCAGGAUCCAGAAUCUACUGUGAAUCAGCAAUUGCAGAGGGCACAAAACACAUUUGCUAGUUCCGGAUUGCAAAAGUACUUUGACAGUGCCGUGAACUCACCUUUGGGAAAGAGGAUCCACAAGUAUUAUCAAAGUCUCGCUGGUGAUGUUAAGGAUGUUCAUGAGGAGGCAGUGAGAUUGGCCAAGAUCAAAAAGGAAGAGAAAGAAAAAGAAAAGCAAACAGUUGUUGGAUCUGGAACUACCAGCAAUAUCCCAGGAUCCACUGCAACUGAAAAGACCGCUUGA